Penaeus chinensis is the source of this 4245-nucleotide messenger RNA. RefSeq lists its product as uncharacterized. Gene Ontology annotation, cellular component: P-body. Gene Ontology annotation, biological process: P-body assembly; deadenylation-dependent decapping of nuclear-transcribed mRNA. NCBI's taxonomy places the organism in Eukaryota, Metazoa, Arthropoda, Malacostraca, Decapoda, Penaeidae. Bases 70 to 2586 code for a protein of 838 amino acids. Gene Ontology annotation, molecular function: RNA binding. The transcript is spliced from 10 exons. The record is from RefSeq and is a predicted model, not a curated record.
AUCAGCCAGUGACAAAACGUUGGAACUUGUCGGUGAUGAAAACCAUGACCCGCUAUUGGAGAAAGUGCUAUGGAUACCGACAAUUUCUUCGGAUUUGACGCUUCCUUGGCGCCCGAUGAUGGAUGCUUGGAAGGAGGACCUGAGGAUGAAGAAUAUGAUGCUCUCAACGAUGAGACUUUCGGGUCGGCAAUGGUGGACGGUGACUGGGAGGAGGGCCACGAACAGAUGGCCACCCUCACAGAAGCCGGCCGAAUUAGCAACAAGCACAAACAACUUCAGAAUGCUUUGAGAAGAGAUGAUGAUGGAGGCUUAGCUACAGAUUUUCACAACUUGGGUCUAGGACGGUUUGGUGGCCAAGAUGGAAAUCGGUUUGGAGGUUCUGAAGGUGGUAGGCUGGGCCAGGGCAGUGCACCCAUCAACAUCGUUGGGUAUCAGUCUGGACCCACGGCUCACCACCAUCACAUGAGCUCGGCACUCCUGGCUGGACCAGAUUUGCCAGGCUCCCCAUCCAACAGCAUUUGGACCCCCUCACCUGUCCUGGACAAGCUCCUCCCGGUCAGUCACCAUUCCCCUUCCAAUGGAGUCAACCACUCCUUGAACCAGAUGCAUGUGUUGAGCCAAGGCGGGAUGUCUCAGCCUUUGGGACUGCCUUCCAUUAAGACCGUGGCAGAGUUGGAAGAGGAAUUGAAGCUGCAGCAGUCAAGGGAUCAGACACCUCAUGGCCUGCACAUGAAUGUUGUGAGAGCAGAAGAUUUAGAGAGGGAAUUGGCACGACAGACAGCUAAUAAGCAACCACACCAACAGCACCAUCAUCCUGGGAUGAAUAAUCAAAUGCCAAACCACCACCAGUAUCUACCAAGACAGGGGUCAUUCUCUGGAGGAAUGCCUAACAAUCACGGCCAGAUGAAUAGACCGUUUCAGAGGCCAUUUGGUAGUCCAGGAAACUUCCAGAAUCAAAUGCCACAUCUCCCACACCAGCAUCACCAGCAGCAGCGUUAUAUCAAUAACUUCCAUAAUAACAAUAACAAAGGAAUGUUCGGCCAGCACCAGAUGCAGCAGCAACACCACCACCACAACCAACCUCAUGCACACCCUAACCAAGGCCAUGAAGGGUUCAAUAACUACCACCACCACCAUCAGAAUAGCUAUAAUAACCACUACUCACAGCAACAGCAGCAGCAGCAAAAUUACCACCACUACAACAACCGUAAUCCUGACAACCGUUACUUCAACCACAAUGGCUUGGACUCGUCUAGAGGUGGAAAUGAGAGAAGAAACAUGGACAGAAGAAACUAUGACCAGAAUCGUGGAUAUGAUCAAGGCAAAGGUCGUCCAAAUAAUAGCCGUGAUGACUACUCUGGUCACUCUGGUGGACGAACACGAAGGGACAGUGAGGCAGAAUGGGAGGAAUGGCAUCGUAUGCGGGAACAGGAUGAGUACUGUGGCCUCAUGACUCCAAGAGAGAAAUCAUGGCUGAAAAAUAUUCAAGCAAUGCAGCUCCAUUCUGACAGCCCAUACCAGGAUGACUACUACUACGUGAUGUAUAGUGUAAAGCAACAGAGGAAGAGGGAGGAAGAAGUGAUUGAAAUCGAUGGACUCCAGUUACUCCUGCCUGACCGUGGGAAAGAUGGUGGUCGGGAAUAUGAGCCCCCAAGGCUGGAGAACUCCCUUGGCAAGUUGCAGGUGGUUAGCGUUAAUGCUCCCAGAAAGAUCAUUGACCUGCAAGUUGUGCACCUUGACCCGUCCCACCCUACGACACCACUACAGCGUGAAAUGAGGAAACAUAGACAUCUCCUUUUACACAUAGAAAAGCUUUUCAACGUGAUGAUGGAGUUGGAUGAUCUGGAACGCAAAAUCCGUCUCUUGCCAGACUGUCCCACUAGAGAUCUCUUCCAGUCGAAAUCUCGUACAUUAGCCUCCAAGCUAUGGGAAAACAUCCAUGCAACACCAGAAAGAUUAGUACAGUUACUCUGUAUAAGGAAGGGAAAGAGUUUGCUGGUUCGUCUUUUGAACUGGCUGGGUCCAAAUGAGUGUGAAAAAGUUGUCAUGACAAUACUGCAAAACAUGACACUUCUGUCCAAGAGAGACACCCAUGACCAUCACUUGGAACUUUUCUGGCCAAUCACUGACCAUCUUAUAGACUUGGCUGUGCAUCAGCAGCUCUUAGAAUUUGCAUCAGCUCUCACUGCACAAGGAGGGGGACCUCAGAAGGCAAACCUGGUGUCUGCUCUGUACAACAAGUAUGGUGUUAGCCUACUGAUGGCACUUAUGGUACGAGGUGAGAGUCUCCUGGCAAAUCUAGAAGAUACCCCAGAAUGGCAGGAGUUCCUGUUAGCCAUUAUCACUGGACUUGUAGCCGUCCCUGACAACACAGGAAAACCUUCAAGUGAUUCAAGCAAGACUCCCAGUGAAAUGCCACAAGCUCUUCCUUCAGUUGCAGUGGCUGCAUCACCUCAUCGCCCUGCCCAGCACCUAGCUCGGUGCAAAGCUGCUGACCCGGCCGUCCUAAAGGUGGCCCAAGAGAAAAUGACGGCCCUUACAGUCAGUCACACCAAACCCAAGGGUCAAAGUCCUGCCAAAUCUUAGUCCUAAAUUGUAUUAGGAAUUUUUCGAAGAAAAACGUGAUUUUUUAAAUAGCAAAUCAAGUACUUUUCUUACAACAGUUUGUUCAACUCUCUCUUUUUGGGUGGGUGGGUCUUAAUUAUUUUAGGACUAGUCCCAGGAAUAAAAUUCAAGUGUUUAACUGAUUACCAGAUUAUGAAAUAGUAAUUUAUUUGUUUUGUGCUGUAGGACAAUUGGAAAUAUUACCCAAAGACUGUUUUUAGUGGGAUUGUAAAUCUAGUGAGUGGGUCACCUACAGUAAGCAGAGACCAUAGACACCUGGCUGUAAUUGCAUAGGGAUUCAUUUAAGUUUUCUCACCUCUGUCAGUGUCUAGCUAAUCUAAUGUUUCAUGUAUUUUUAGAAUAGUUUACAGUUAUUUUACACCCAAGUUAUCAAGAAACUACCACAACAACCAGUGUUCAAAAUUAUACAUUGAUACAGUGCAGCUGUCUGAAAUGUUACCAAACAGUCAUUCAAGGAUAGCAAUUUGGAUGUUUAUGAUGUUAGGAAUGAAUGUUGAGAUGAGAUGGUAUUCAUGUGAAUUUGGUGCAUAGCAAUAUGGGCUAUGAGUUGGUGCUUAGUUUGAUGAUUCCUAGUAGCUUUUGGUUGUACUUCAAUAAGUUUGGAAUACUCAUUACACGACAUUGUUAUUUAGUUUAAGAUUUAUGGAAGAAAAGGUAAAGCAGUUUUAUAUGUCAUGAGUAAUUUACUCAUAAUACAAUACUCAUUGUAUAUGUCAACUAUAAACUUUGUUAGUUGAAUACAUUUUAAAAUUUCUGAAUUACCACCAGGCCUGCUAAGAUUCAUCAUUGUGUAGCAAGUGCAUUGUACUUUUUGCACAUAAGCAAAUUCAGUUGUGCUUGAGAUACACAAGCCUUCCCAUAGAAUGAAUAAUCUUGAUUCUUGUUACUGCUGAAUAUGCUUAUGUGACCCAAUAACCAUGAAGAGUAUAGCUAGUGAUUUUUGUUGACAAAAGGAUCAAGACUCUCCCCACUCUGCUGAUGUUGGUGACAUUUCUCAUUUAAAGAUGGAAAUCAUAUUCAAGCAACUUGGCCAUCAUCUGACAAAUAACUAAGGUGUUAGUUAAUCAGUCCACUAAUCAUUGUUAUUUUGAAUAUACCCUAGGAAUGGUCAUAAGGGAUGUUACUCUACUGUGAUACACAGUAUAUCAAAGAAGUUCUUCCUUUGCUUUUUAUUUCCUAAGCUAACAAAUCCGAUUAUGACAAAGUGUAUGCGGCUUUCACUCGUACGCAAUACAGUUCAGUCCUGUUUUUAUGAGUUCAGUUUUGAUAUGGGUAUGAAAGCGAAACAUUGUUCUACUCAUUACAGUUUACAAUUUAUAGAUUUGUAAAUGCAACAGACAUGGGAGUGUGCUAACAUUUUUGGGCAAACUUAAAAGCCCCUCCCUCAUUUUUGUUAUGUAAAUCAAACAUCUGAUGUACAUUUUUAUAUAUGGUUCUAAAGAUUCUUUUGUGUUUCUUGGGCAGGACAUUAUGCAAGUUUGUUUGUAAUUAGCUGCUCGUGUGAGGUCUGUGGGGCGAUAUUGGUUAAGCCCAGGCUACAUUUGUUUAUGGCCUUCCAACACAGACCUUCCUGCCCCCACCUACAUUUUUUUUUUUCUAAAAUACACCAGUGGAACUGCA